This is a messenger RNA of Alternaria rosae, 2280 nucleotides long. RefSeq names its product major facilitator superfamily domain-containing protein. The record is from RefSeq and is a predicted model, not a curated record. NCBI's taxonomy places the organism in Eukaryota, Fungi, Ascomycota, Dothideomycetes, Pleosporales, Pleosporaceae. Bases 278 to 2008 code for a protein of 576 amino acids. Gene Ontology annotation, molecular function: basic amino acid transmembrane transporter activity. The transcript is spliced from 3 exons. Gene Ontology annotation, biological process: transmembrane transport; basic amino acid transport. Gene Ontology annotation, cellular component: fungal-type vacuole membrane.
UCAUUUUCUGUGAAUGCGUCUCGACAUCCCGAUUUCCCGUGAUAUCUCAUACGACCUGCCUAUCUGAUCCAGCCCCACUGCGCCCUGCGGACAUAACGCGGCUUAUGAAAAUUGUCCCAGCAACUACGCGUCGCAGCUUACCGAUCAUCGCCAUGACAACUCUGAAGAGUCAUACUCGUACGUGAAAGAGCUAUAGCUAAAGCUCAUUCUCGCACGACUCCAUGUCUUGAGUAGCGUUCAACGUCUUGACGUUGCAAGCCAGCACGACCCCGCCGCAAUGACCCCGAACCUCCCACGCGACGAGCAUGUCCCUGCGAGUGAAACCACCCCACUCAUACCAAACCCCACGAACGACGCGCAGACACUCAACGUAGAAACUGGCAUCGCACCAGAAGGACUCCACGCAGAAGAUGGAGGAGACAUAGAACGACAAAUCAGCCAUGGCGACGCGUUCAAGCACCAAGGCCUGCCCGAAGUCAGGAAACGGAUGAAAUAUAUAUUUCCUGCUAUUGCUAUCGGAGUCUUCCUCUCCUCCGCUGACCAAACCCUCGUAAUAACCACAUACGGCACCAUCGGCACAGACCUACACGCCCUCUCCUCCACCUCCUGGAUCGCAACCGGCUACUUCCUCACGCUCUCUGCCUUCCAACCCCUCUACGGCAAGCUCUCCGAUAUCUUUGGUCGCAAACAAUGUCUGUUGUCUGCGUAUCUGAUCUUUGGGGUUGGCAGCGUGGGAUGUGGGCUUGCGAGGAGUAUUGGGGAAUUGGUUGCUGCGAGGGCUUUUGCGGGGAUAGGCGGCGGUGGGAUGAGUGUGUGUACGAGUAUUUUGCUGAGUGAUAUUGUGGGAUUGCGGGAGAGGGGACAGUGGCAGGGCUAUGUCAAUUUGGUGUAUGCGUUUGGUGCUUCGGCUGGGGCACCCCUCGGCGGGUUACUCGCGGAUAGCAUUGGAUGGCGGUGGGCAUUCCUGGCACAAGGUCCGAUGUGUGCCGCAGCCUUCAUUGCUGUGUCAUUGGUACUUGAUCUCCCAGAGCAAGACCACUCGCACUGGAAAGAGAAGAUCAAGAGGAUAGACUUCCUGGGCGCGGUCAUCCUGAUCUUUGCCGUCUUCGGUUUACUUGUCGGUCUCGAUCGCGGCUCCAACGUAUCCUGGAGUAACCCCAUUACCAUUGUCGGUCUCGCUUCUACGCCGCUGUUCGUCGUCUUUGUGCUAGUCGAGAAGUACGUCGCAAGUCAUCCCUUCGCCCCAGGCCGGAUCAUCCUCAACAAGACGCUCUUCGCAUGCUAUCUUUGCAACUUCUUCUCUUUCGGGGGAUGGCUGGCUGCCUUGUUCUUCAUACCGCUCUACUGGCAGGUCAUGGGCGACUACAGCGCUUCCAAAGCUGGACUGUUCCUUGUCCCUUCCAUCAUCCUCGGUGUUAGCGGCUCGCUUUUCAGCGGCUUUUACAUGAGGCGUACCGCGAAGUACUACUGGAUCACCGUCAUGGCGUACACGAACCUCACAAUCGGGCUCUCAUUCCUGCUCUUAUUCGCUGGUAUAAUAACCGAGAGCUUACCCGCGAUGGUGGUGGGUACAUGCGUAUGCUCUUUUAGCAACGGCAUAGGAGUAACGACGACACUCAUCGGCCUCAUUGCGAAUGCCUCCCACACCGACCAGGCUGUUGCCACCGCUUGUUCCUACCUUUUCCGCUCGCUCGGGUCAGUCUUCGGUGUUUCCAUGUGCGCUACGGCGUUCAACCAGACACUCCGCAAAUCUCUCCAGGAAAAGCUGCAGGGUGACGAUGCGGCUGAGAUCACGGAGCGUGUCAGGGCGGGAUUGGCUUACUACAGGGGUCUGGAUCCGGCACUCAAGAGCAUCGUCCGGGAGUGUUACGGAAGAGCUACUAGGGCGGCAUUAUGUGUAGGCAUUGUGCUUGUUGCAGGGAGCGCCAUCUUUGCGUGGUUUAUCAAAGAGAAGAGUCUUGAAGACAGCAAGAGUAGGAGUGUUGAGCCGGAGGAAUCUGCAGAGUGAAGCAGGGUUCUAGGAGUCGGAGGCCUCCGAAAGCGUCACUGGGAUGGCAACAAUCUGUCUCUGCUCUUCUUCUGAAGAGCUAUAUGAUGCAACUAGACGCAAAUCUAUACUAUCCCUGGAAACUUUUGAGGUGGUAGAAGAGGCAUAGGGUGUAUUCUCGGUGUCUUUGAGGGUGUCGGGAUCUGACUGUCCUGGACUCACCGCUCGUGCUGGGCAAACAUGACUUAGUAUCACAGUAGUGCGUAGUUUCCACGACAGUGUCUUAGGACUCA